AUGUCCGCAUUCGCACCUGAAGACCCAGACGAUUACUCCUACGCCGAGGACCCCGCGGAGACGUCCACCCCUCCAAUCCCAGAUCAAGCGGGCGAUGAGCCGUCGCUUGGCCACGGCCACUCAAACAACCCCCUUCUUGGAUCUGAAAACCCCCAUGUUUCCGAUUUGGAGCAGGAGGUGCUGGACGAAUACACUCGAUUGUUGCGCAAUGUGAACCAGCUCUCCGAUAAAGUCGCCGACCUUGCGGGCUCGCCCGCAUCCAUGCCCCUCGACGGCUUGCGUCUGCUAGAGCGCAAGACUGCUACUGUAUGCACGUUGCUCAAGGCUAGUGUCUACAGCAUUGUUCUACAGCAGCAGAUCUGGAAUGAGAAUGAAGAGCAGCAGCAGAGCGAGGCCCAUUUCCAAGACCAGCAGUACGAGCAUGGAUACGAGGAAGACGUGACAUUCCAAUGA
Penicillium salamii is the source of this 453-nucleotide messenger RNA. The record is from the annotation of a GenBank genome assembly. NCBI's taxonomy places the organism in Eukaryota, Fungi, Ascomycota, Eurotiomycetes, Eurotiales, Aspergillaceae.